Schistosoma margrebowiei is the source of this 168-nucleotide messenger RNA. The record is from the annotation of a GenBank genome assembly. NCBI's taxonomy places the organism in Eukaryota, Metazoa, Platyhelminthes, Trematoda, Strigeidida, Schistosomatidae.
GCUAUUACUCUUCCUCCUCCCCUUCCUCCCCUUCCUCUUCCUCCUCCCCUUCCUCCUCCUCCUCCUCCUCCUCCUCCUCCUCCUACUACUACUACUACUACUACUACUACUACUAAUAAUAAUAAUAAUAAUAAUAAUAAUAAUAACAGUAAUUGUGAAUUGAAAUAA